AUGCGGCGCACUCCCACCCGACCGUUGCCGCCGCCGGCGCUGGCGCUGCUGCUGCUGGCGGGCGUCGCCGAGGGGCGGCUGCGUAACGCAAAGGUGCCGAGCCGCGAGCCCGCGCAGGCAGCGGCGGCGGAGGCGAAGCCGGCGACGCCCAAGUACAGCCGCCAAUGCGCCCCGCCCGCGCACCUGCCGUGCGAGCGGCCGGUGGCGCGGAGCCCGGUCAAGUGGAGCGGCUACAUGGAGCGGUCGCUACUGGGCGAGUCGCACCCGCCGCACAUGGAGUCGGGCUACGUCAACGUCACCGCCGAGGACUACCUCUUCUACCUCUUUUUUGGGCCGCACGAGGCGGCGCCGCGCGAUGCGCCGCUGGUCGUCUGGUCCAACGGCGGGCCGGGAUGCUCGUCGAUGGAGGCGGCGACCACCGAAAUGAGUCCGCUCUCCCUCUUUGGUGCAAAGACCAGCGGCAGGCAGGGCUUCUCUCACAUCCCCACCACGAGCGCGUGGGCGUGGACGCGGCACGCGGCGCUGCUCUUCGUCGACCAGCCGCGCUACGUCGGCUUCUCCACCGGCACCGGCCCCUACGUCACGUCGAGCCGCGAGGCGGGCAAGGACAUGGUGACCUUCCUGCGCGCGUGGCGGCGCCUCUUCCCCGACCAGGCGCACCGCAGCCUCAUCUUUGCCAGCGAGAGCUACGGCGGCCACUAUGUGCCCGCGUGGGUCGCGGCGACGCUCGACGCCAACGCCGCCGCGUCGAGGCCGGAGGACGCGCUGCCGCUGACCGCCAUCUUUCUCGGCAACGCAGUCGUGGACGACGCGGUGCAGUCGGCGCCGCAGGCGUGGAGCGACUACUGCCUGGUCGAGAAGAUUGUGAACCAGGACGAUCGGCCCGACGACGAGGACUCCACCUACGAGGACAUCGAGUGGUACCUCGGCUACCAGCCAAACAUGUACGACUACCGCCUCGAGUCGCAGGACGGCUGCGGCGCCUUCGGCUACGACUACCGCAGCUGGGCAAAAACACUCAACUCGCACCGCUACCGCGCCGCCUUCAACGUCUGCGGCGACGCCGAGGUGCACCGCUCGUUUGAGGGCUGCAACGGCGGCUGCCACCCGUGCAUCGGCGACGAGGUUCCCUUUGACGACGACGACGACUUUGACUACCCGGCGGCGCUCUCGCGCGCCCUCAACGAGGGGAUCCGGCUCACCUUUGUCUGGGGCAAGCGCGACCUCGCUGUGCCGUACAUCGGAGGCCAGCGGAUGAUCAACGAGACCCUAAAGUGGGAGGGCGCGGCCGCCUGGCGCAAGGCGCCCCUCGAGCCAAUCUACUUUGACGGCACGAUAGAGAUUGGGCAGAUGCGCCGGCACGGCAACCUGACCUACAUGCAGGUGGAGGACGCAGGGCACAUGGUGCCCACCGACCAGCCUGCCGUCGGUGUUCUCGCUCUCAAGACGCUCACGAACCCGAGUGCCCGUGUGCUUGCGCCCCUCGAGCCGCUCAACGUGACCACACGCGCCUUUGGCGCCGCGGACCACGACGGCAGCGGCAGCCUGAGCCGCACCGAGUUUGUCGAGGCGCUGCGCGAUGUGCUCUCCCACCAGCAGGUGCUCUCCCAGCAACAGGGAGGCGACACGCCCGCCCCCACCACCUCACCAAUGGCCGCCAACGUUGCGCCGGCGACGGGGGUCGCGCUGCUGCCCUCCUUCUGUGCGCUGCUGCUCGGCCUCGUCGCCGGCGCUGGGUGGGCCCCAGCCUCCAACGCGCUGCGCAAGCGCUGGGGCGGGCGUCGGUGCUCGCUGCCAAGCGCGCUCGACCAGCCCCUCAUGCCCAGCUCGUGA
Emiliania huxleyi CCMP1516 is the source of this 1833-nucleotide messenger RNA. RefSeq lists its product as hypothetical. The transcript is spliced from 4 exons. The record is from RefSeq and is a predicted model, not a curated record. NCBI's taxonomy places the organism in Eukaryota, Haptophyta, Isochrysidales, Noelaerhabdaceae. The coding region runs from base 1 to 1833 and encodes 610 amino acids. Gene Ontology annotation, molecular function: serine-type carboxypeptidase activity; calcium ion binding. Gene Ontology annotation, biological process: proteolysis.